AUGAGCGGCGAUGUCAUGCAGGAGAGCGGCGAGAAUGGCAAGGAGAGCGCGAGCGGAGUGACAGAGCAGGGGGAGAUGGAGAUUGAGGAAAUCUGCCUAAAAGACAAAAUAAUUGAUUCGUGGGCGCCGCUGGAGCUAAAGAAGAAACUCUUGGGUAAGGAAUACUCCUUGGACGAAGUUAUGGAAGCGUGCCAGGUCGAGGAACAAAUAAGCAAACAAUCUGAAGCCAUGCUGACGAAACCCAUCACUAGCGAUUCAAUCAAUAAAAUUACUGCUCGGAAAAUAAGGCCAAAUCUAGAGUGUUCGAGAUGUGGUCGAAUGGGGCAUGCAAAUAGCGAUUUCUCCUUUCCGGCCCGAGCAGCUAAAUGUAACAAAUGUUCCAAGAUAGGUCAUUUUGCACGACAAUGCAGAACAACACAAUAUGCUCAGCCGAAACACGAAAAUAGGAAGCGCCGCCGAAAUGAUAUUCGUUGUGUGGAAGAUGAGAGCGCUGAUCCCAAACGGAAGAAGGAAUGUGCGAAUUGUUUUAAGAUCUACAGCGACGAAGAAGAAGAACUCAUAAACUGCCAAAUAGGGGGUCACAACAUUGCUCUCAUUAUUGACUCUGGAUCGAAAUUUAACCUUAUUAGUCAAUCAGAUUGGGCAAGGAUUAACAAGGAACCUACAGCAAUCUUCAACAUUAGAUCACAUUCUCAGAAACAAUUUCGAGGAUAUGCUUCUGAACAAUUACUUGAAGUAAUUUACGUUUUUGAAGCGCCGAUAUCAGCUGUGCCGAAUGUCGAGGUGAUUGCAACAUUUUUCGUAAUUAAAAAUGGACGGCAGUCGCUACUGGGCCGAGAGACCGCCAUUAAGCUGAACGUUCUUCGGCUAGGUCUAGAUGUCAAUCGAGUGGAAAUGACCACGCCAUUCCCUAAAUGGAAAGGGGUUAAAAUAAAGCUAUGGAUUGACCCCAAAGUCAUUCCAAUUCAGCAGCCAGUUCGAAGAAUCCCGGUGGCACUCGAGGAAAAAGUUGCCGCUAAGCUGGAAGAGAGUUUAAGUCGGGACAUCAUCGAAUCAGUUACAGGUCCGAGCUCGUGGAUAUCCCCCAUUGUCCUGGCUUUUAAGGAAAACGGCGAUAUUCGGCUGUGCAUUGACAUGCGUCGUGCGAAUAAGGCCAUUCGACGAGAAAAUUAUCCACUACCGACCUUUGAGUCUUUUAUGCCCAAGCUAAAGGACGCAAAAUACUUUUCGCGCUUAGACCUAAAAGACGCUUAUCACCAGCUGGAACUGGACGAAGCCAGCAGAGAAAUUACGACGUUCAUAACACCAAAAGGACUCUUUCGGUACAAGCGGCUGAUGUUCGGAAUUAACUCUGCUCCAGAAAUUUUCCAACGUCACCUCGAGCAGCUAUUAGCACCCUUUACUAAUGUCAUGAAUUAUAUUGACGAUGUAAUAAUCUUUGGAGCUAGCGAAGAAGAACAUGACAAGACUGUAAGAGAGGUUUGUAACACAUUUAAAGAAAGCGGCGUUUUACUAAACGAUCAGAAGUGCAUCUGGAAAACAAACAAACUCAAGUUCCUUGGUCAUAUUAUUUCUGACGAGGGAAUCGAAGUGGACCCGGAUAAAAUUAAUGUGAUUAGAAUGUUUCGUGAACCACUUAACAAGGAAGAGACUCGGAGUUUCCUAGGUUUGGUGACAUACGUGGGAAAAUUUAUCCCAGACCUGGCAGAUUACACGGAUCCGCUGAGAAAAUUACUGAGGAAGGACUCGAAAUUCAGCUGGGGCGAAACAGAAAGAGAUGCUUUUCGGAACUUAAAGGAUCGACUGGAAAAAGUACCAAACCUUGCAUACUUCAACCCGCUAAAUCGAACUCGCCUAAUAGCAGAUGCCAGUCCUGUAGCACUGGGAGCGGUGCUGUUGCAGUUCUCUGUAAAUGCGGACCCCUUAAUUAUUUCAUUCGCUAGUAAAGCUUUGUCGGACGUUGAGAGACGUUAUUCUCAAACGGAGAAAGAAAGUCUGGCUCUAGUCUGGGCUGUUGAGAAAUUUUACUUUUACUUAGCAGGACUUCAUUUCGAGCUAGUGACAGAUCACAAACCGUUGGAGGCCAUUUUUAAACCGACAUCGAGACCUCCUGCGCGCAUAGAAAGAUGGUUGCUACGGCUACAGUCCUUUGAUUUUAAAGUAGUCUACAAAGCGGGAAAAGAGAACAUCUCCGACGCUCUAUCCCGACUUUGUCCGUUAUCAGCAUCCGACUCUGGUGAAAAAGAAAUGGAUUGCAGCAUAUUACAAGUGAUCGAGAACAGUAUUCCCCAAUCAAUGACUAUCUCGGAAAUUGCAAAGCAUUCGGUAAAGGACGAAGAAAUUAUCGAUGCAAAGGCCUGUCUGGAGUGCGACUCAUGGAAACCAGGAUCCCUAAAACUGCUGUACCCAUUUCGAUUUGAGUUAUCAGCAAUAGGACCCCUUCUUUUGCGAGAGAACUAUGUCAAACGCUGCAGAGAUUGUCUUCUGGUCUCCCAAUGCCCUAGGCCAGCACCAAUGGAUAGGAACCCAUUUCCAACAGGUCCAUGGAUUUGGGUAGCAUCAGACAUAUUGGGGCCCCUACCAAACAACGAGUUUGUUAUAGUGUUUAUUGACUACUAUUCCCGCUAUAUGGAGUUCAAAUUUUUACGUUCAAUUUCCACAAAAAGCUUAAUUGAAGUAAUGAAGGAAAUAUUCUGUAGAUUAGGCUACCCAAAAUACUUAAAAACUGACAAUGGACGGCAGUAUAUAAGUCAAGAACUCGAGGAAUACUGCAAAACUUGCGGUAUAGAACAGGUGAAGACUCCACCCUAUUGGCCCCAGGCUAAUGGGGAAGUGGAAAACAUGAAUCGGUCUUUGGUCAAACGGUUAAAGAUAGCACACUCUAAUUCAAAGAAUUACAGGGAAGAAAUCCAGAAAUUUGUACUCAUGCACAACGUUACUCCACAUGGCACAACAGGAGUAGCCCCCACCCAACUGAUGUUUAAUAGGGUUAUCCGCGACAAGGUUCCAUGUAUAGGUGAUAUUGAUGAAGAGGUUUCAGACUCGGCCGAAAGGGACAGGGAUUGUAUGUUAAAGGAAAAAGGAAAGGAAGAGGCAGAUAAGAAGAGGGGAGCACGGGAAGCCGUGAUAAACGUAGGGGAUAAAGUACUCUUGAAAAAUGUAGUGUUUCCUAGUAAGUUGACUCCGAAUUUUAAGGAUACGGAAUUCGAGGUUGUUGAAAAAGACAGAAACAUAGCUAAAAUUAGGGCAGGGGGUAGGACUCUCACGAGGAAUGUAUCGCACCUCAAGAAAAUACCAAUCAACGGAAGUCACCUGGAUACAUCUGGACCCUCAUCGUUAAGCAGCCCUCAACCGAAGAUGACAUCUACUCAGGAUCACCAAGACGUCGAAGAAGGAAUAGGUCAUCGGCUUAGACAGUCCCCAGAAGAUUUGGCUCCUUUGGCUGCCCCAUCCUUGAAGCUAAAACUUGUCAAUAAAGGAGGGAUGUGGGAGCCGGCAAUGAGCGGCGAUGUCAUGCAGGAGAGCGGCGAGAAUGGAAAGGAGAGCGCGAGCGGAGUGACAGAGCAGGGGGAGAGUUAG
Messenger RNA from Drosophila bipectinata, 3579 nucleotides. NCBI's taxonomy places the organism in Eukaryota, Metazoa, Arthropoda, Insecta, Diptera, Drosophilidae. The record is from RefSeq and is a predicted model, not a curated record.